UGGUACACGGGAGGUCUCUUGACGACAUUUGUACUUUCCGGCAAUAGCGAGGAGUUGAUGGGGCGAACCGACAAAGGCGUUACGUUAUUCUUCGUCGUUGAUGCACAUGACACGGGAGGCGGAUUUCCGGAUGUCCAAGAAAUUCCGGGGUCACAAUUUCUGCGCACUUCACAGAUUAUCGAUGAUGAAUUCUUUUUCGUGGUUCCACCGCAUGAUCAAUUGAUAUACCGAAUGACAAAACUCUUAUGGAAGAAACAAUUGAUGAGGAGGUGUCGAACAAAAGAGGAUUCUUAUUGCACCCAAAUCUUAAAUUUAACAACAAAUGAUGUCCUCACAAUACGUCAGGAAUUCACUAAAAAAGAACAAUGUUUGAGGUUGCCACAAUGGACCUCCAUUAUUCGCGAAAGCUAA
Molecule: messenger RNA, 411 nt
Organism: Acaulospora colombiana
Lineage: Eukaryota; Fungi; Glomeromycota; Glomeromycetes; Diversisporales; Acaulosporaceae
Source: the annotation of a GenBank genome assembly